This is a messenger RNA of Drosophila hydei, 2787 nucleotides long. Its product is annotated as opioid-binding protein/cell adhesion molecule homolog. The coding region runs from base 443 to 2005 and encodes 520 amino acids. Gene Ontology annotation, molecular function: axon guidance receptor activity; protein binding. The record is from RefSeq and is a predicted model, not a curated record. Lineage: Eukaryota; Metazoa; Arthropoda; Insecta; Diptera; Drosophilidae. The transcript has 11 exons. Gene Ontology annotation, biological process: synapse organization; homophilic cell-cell adhesion. Gene Ontology annotation, cellular component: axon; plasma membrane; neuronal cell body.
GAUAACUGAUAACUGAAAACUGAUAACUGAGAACUGAAAGUGUAUAGAAAGUGCAAGUGUAUAUCGAAAUUCCGAGUACCACCUAUAAGAAAAGAUAAUUGCGAGACGUUUUAAACAUUGUGUGGAACCCUCGAAGAGAAAAACGAAAGUGAUGUUAUAUGUACUUGAGAGUUACAAGUGAAUAUAAAAGAACAUUUGAGCAGAAAGAAAUAAAUUUAAUUAAAAUUUGAGUGCUAAAAUAAAGUAAGGACUUAAAAAACAAAAACAAAGGACAGAAGACAGAAGACGGCGCUCGAGUAUUUCAUAAACCAUAUCAAUUACAGUUGACACAGCUCGAGACCACUUCAAGCAAUUACAAGCAAAGGCUGCGACUGCGUCUGCUUCUGCGUCUGCUUCUGCGUCUGCGUGUGCGUAUGCGUUUAGCACUGGCAAACGCGAAACAAUGAGAAUCAUUUUACGUAGCAUACGUCGCGGGAAUUUAGCGACUUCCUCGACGAGCCAACGCCCCCGCAAAAUGAAUUGUUCCAUUUUGAUUGUAAUUAGCCUGGGCUGGUUGCUACACGCGCAUUGCUAUGCCGAUGCUGCCAUUUCGAAUCGAGGUAACAAUGCCGCUCAGCCCCUUGCGGCCUCGUCCACCUCAUUGACGGCGGCGCAGCCGCGUUUCCUGUCACGCGGACACACCUAUCGCGCCGUGGUGGGCGACACACUCGUGCUGCCCUGUCAGGUCGAAAAUCUGGGCAAUUUCGUGUUGUUGUGGCGCCGCGGCACAAAUGUGCUCACCGCCUCGAACAUUAUGGUGACACGGGAUGAGCGCGUGAGACUGAUAGAUGGCUACAAUCUGGAGAUAUCCGAUUUGGAGCCGCAAGACGCCGGCGACUACGUGUGCCAAAUCAGUGACAAAAUCAAUCGUGAUCAAGUGCAUACGGUGGAAAUAUUGGUGCCUCCCAGCGUGCGUGCCAUACCCACGUCUGGCCAAUUGCAGGCACGCAAAGGCGGACCCAUUACGCUGGAGUGCAAGGGCUCGGGUAAUCCGGUGCCAUCCAUUUACUGGACCAAAAAGAGCGGCACGGGUAAAUCGCCAGCCAGAAUCGGCGAUGGACCUAUUCUCACACUGGACAAAUUGGAGCGCCAGCAGGCGGGCGUCUAUCAAUGCACCGCCGACAAUGGAGUCGGUGACCCAGUCACAGUCGAUAUGCGCCUCGAUGUUCUAUACCCACCCGAUAUUCAGGUGGAGAAAUCCUGGAUACAUUCUGGCGAGGGAUUCGAGGCGAAACUCGUUUGCAUUGUUUACGCCGAUCCAGUUGCUACGGUCUCCUGGUAUCAAAACUCAUUUCCCAUACAAACAACUGAUCGAAGGAUUAUGAAUACACGAGCCAAUCGACACACUCUGACCAUCAGACACAUCCAGCAGGAGGACUUCGGCAACUACAGCUGCGUUGCUGACAACUCUUUGGGGCGCUCGCGCAAAUACAUGGAGCUGUCGGGACGGCCGGGCCCGGCUGAGUUUUAUUCCCCCAAGUGGGGUCGCUCCUCGGACAGCUACAACUUGACAUGGAAAAUAGACAGUUAUCCGCCGCUCGAGGAGGUGCGUCUGCUCUAUAGACGUGUGCUGAUGAACGACACUUUCCAGCAGCCAGGCAGAUGGCACGAUUUUAUACUGACACCCGAGCAUCGUCCAGCCUCCGAGCCGCUAACUCACAUCAUGUCGUACACUAUUAAGCACUUGCAUCCUGGCGCCUAUUACGAAGCAAUUGUUCAAGCUAAAAAUCGAUAUGGCUGGAAUGAGGUCAGCGAUAUAUUCCAAUUUAUUGUCGCCAGCAACAGCAUGGAUAUUGCGCCCGAGGAUGCCGAGGUCGUGGCCAGUUCCAAGUCGAGAAGCAACAGCGGCGCUCUGAGCAGUCUACAGAAUGCUUUGCCCCACUGUCUGCUGCUGCGUGGCGCUUUGCUGCUCGUCUUCGGCUUACGGAACAGUCAGUUCGACAGACUGCGAUUGGGCUUGGGGUAAGCAUGGACCUUCCACAGACACUGCAUUGACUAAAGCUUGCAUGCAUAUAAACGUUACAUUGUAUUCAUUUGCUAACUACGAUAGGGUAGUAUAUGAAGGCUAACACUACACAGUCCAACAGAAUUUGGUAAACAGGAAUCAGACUUUAUGACUUUUUAAUAACUUAAAUAGGCAUCUAAUGCUGGAAUAGCUCACUAAAUUUGAGUUGUUCAGAAUUCCCAGCUUUGGAGAGAUCUGACCUGAAUAGACCUAAAUAUAUCUUUAAAGUUUCUGAAAGUAAAAUGCCCUUUAAAUGUUUAUAUCAUAUUUUUAUCACUGAGACAUCAUUUGCUGCAAUAGAUUUGAAGACAAAGAGGCCAAGGGAGAGGGAUACGGGCAGAGUUGGUAUAGAGCAAGUGAUCCUUAGCAUCUAGAAAUCAUUUAUGACAGAUCCUCAAAUUACUAUUAAACAAGUAUAUCUCAAUGUAUUUAGCUUUCAAAUACAAAAUAUUAGCUCAGUUUGAUUCUUGGUGUCCUCGAUUUUGUUGGCCUGUGUAAGACGCGUUCCAGUUGCUGCAAUAGUUUUUCAGCUUAAGUAAAGCACUUUUAAUUAAAUUUUGUCAAUGAAUAAAUUAUUUUUUGCGUUGCCUAGAAAACAAACCAAAGAGAUAGCCCUAUGAGUUUUUGUGAAAAUAUAUGUAAAAAUUAUGCAAAAAACAACUAAACAACAUCCAAUGUAAAUAAUUUAUCAAGCAUUUUGUCAGCGAUUUAAUUAGCAAAAACCAAAAACCAAAAAAAAAAAC